UGAAAAAGAAAAAUUGAGUACUUUUUUCUCAUCGAUCUCUGUUGGCGAGAGAGCGGAGCUCGGAGGAGAAGGCAAUGGCGGAGCACGAUGCUUCUUCUUCUCCAUCGGCAUUUCUCCCAAGAGAUCCGAUCAAGGCUUCAGUGGUCACUAGUGCUGCACAUAAGAGAAGGCAGCAUGCAGUUACAAUAGGGAAGGAAAGGAGGGAGGCACUUAUACGCACAAAACGCUUAUGUAGAGUUGGAGUUGGUGGUGAUAUAGGGGAUUCAUUGGAGGGUAGUAUGAUUAUCGAUGAAGAAAAGUCUACAUUGGAUACACAAGCUUCGCAGCUAGUUGAAGCUCUGAAAUCUUCUGUUCACUUGCAUGGUAAAGGAGCUGCUCAGAAGAAAGGAGAGAUUCUCCGUGAUUUGAGGCGUUUGUUGUCAAAGUCUGAUGCACCUCCUAUUGAUGCAGCUAUUCAUGCUGGAGCUAUCCCUGUCCUUGUCCAGUGCCUGCAUUUUGGAACACCUGAUGAGCAGUUACUUGAAGCUGCAUGGUGUCUUACUAAUAUAGCAGCUGGCGAAUCAGAGGCAACAAAGUCAUUGUUGCCUGCUCUGCCUUUGCUCAUUGCUCACUUGGGAGAGAAGAGUUCUCUGCCUGUUGCAGAGCAGUGUGCAUGGGCACUAGGAAAUGUGGCUGGUGAAGGAGAAGAAUUGAGAAGUGUUCUGUUGGCACAGGGAGCUCUCCUACCUCUUGCGCGAUUGAUGCUGUCUAAUAAGAGCUCAACAGCAAGAACAGCUGCUUGGACAUUAUCAAAUAUGAUCAAGGGACCUGAUCCUAAAGCCGCAACAGAGCUCAUUAAAGUUGAAGGGGUCUCAGAUGCAAUUGUACGACACUUAAAGAAAGGGGAUGAUGAAUUGGCAACUGAGGCAGCAUGGGUAGUUGUGUAUCUUUCAGCCCUUUCAGAAACUGCUGUCCGUGUGAUGGUAAAAAGUAAUAUCAUUGAGCUUCUUGUUGGAAGAUUGACAGCCUCUGAGAGUUUGCCAUUGUUAAUUCCGGUUCUCCGAAGCUUGGGUAACAUUGUGGCUGCUGACGCCUCCAUCACAGAUAACAUUCUUUGUGUUGGAAAAGAUAUUACUGAUUUUGCUGUAUCAUCAUUGGUGAAGUGUAUGAAUAAUGAGAAUAGAGUCCUAAAGAAGGAGGCAGCAUGGGUUAUAUCAAACCUAGCAGCAAGUUCAGUUGAGCAUAAAAGGUUGAUAUAUGCUAGUGAAGCUACACCUUUGUUGAUAAACUUUUUAUUGUCUGCCCCAUUUGAUGUAAGAAAAGAAGCAGCAUAUGCUCUGGGUAACCUUUGUGUUGCACCAACGGAAACUAUUGGACAUUCAAAUAUCAUUCUGGAUCACUUAGUCUCUAUAGUCCAUCAAGGAUGCCUGCCAGGGAUUAUAAACUUGCUGAAGUCUCCGGAUACGGAGAGUGCUAGAUUGGGACUCCAGUUUUUGGAGCUGGUACUGAGAGGGAUGCCUAAUGGGGAAGGACCAAAGCUUGUGGAGCAAGAGGACGGAAUUGCAGCUAUGGAAAUAUUCCAGUUCCAUGAAAAUGAAUUUAUGAGAAACAUGGCAAAUGAGUUAGUUGAUAAAUACUUCGGGGAGGACUACGGGCUAGAUGAUUAGUCCCCGUCUAAAGAUGACUCCGGGGCAGUACUAAUAUAUCAAUCCUUUUUAUCACCCUACACCAGCAACAAUUGAUAGAUGUGAAUUAUUCUAUGUUUAUGUAACAAACUGGUCAAUGUUUAUGAUAAUGAAUGUGUUUUCUCUAGCAAGGCAGGCAGGGUUCAUCAUUGUCAGAAGCACCAGUUUCAACCAAGACAUUAAGGAGAGUACUGGAAUCAUUUUGUGUGGAGGAGCCCCGUUGCUGCACAUCUGCUAUAUAUAUAUAUAUAUAUAUAUAUAUAUAUA
Messenger RNA from Dioscorea cayenensis subsp. rotundata (Guinea yam), 1931 nucleotides. RefSeq names its product importin subunit alpha-9. Gene Ontology annotation, cellular component: nucleus; cytoplasm. Gene Ontology annotation, molecular function: protein binding; nuclear import signal receptor activity. Gene Ontology annotation, biological process: NLS-bearing protein import into nucleus. The coding region runs from base 75 to 1646 and encodes 523 amino acids. The transcript has 12 exons. The record is from RefSeq and is a predicted model, not a curated record. Lineage: Eukaryota; Viridiplantae; Streptophyta; Magnoliopsida; Dioscoreales; Dioscoreaceae.